AUGGAAAACAAAAAGAAGGACCAGAAACUCGCUUUCGUUAGUAAUCGAGAAUCUCAGACAAAUGAUGGGUCUCAGACCAAGCAACAGAAUGCACAACCAAAUGUGACUGUUGGUCCGAGUGCCAAAAUUAGUAGUCCCUCACCUUCACUUGAGAGCACGCCUAACUCAAAUCAGCAGAAACAGCCUUCAAUUGUUCAAUGGCCCUACGCUCCUCAAAAUGCCACAGAACAGUUCUUGGCAAUGCAUUUCCCCUCCCAAGCAUCACCAUCUGGUGCCUUAAAUCAAUGGCAGCAGUAUCCGCACCUAUUUGCACAGUCACCAUCACCUUUUUGGCAACCUCAUCCACCUGCCGCCUUGACAGGCCCAUUACUUGGAGCAAAUGUCCCUACUAUCUACCAGCCAUUCACUGAUACUGGCUUUCCAGGAGCACCUUCUUCGACAACACAGACACUACCUCCCAAUAUGUGUUACCAUUACCCAUUUCCUGGCUUUCCAUGUUCUUGGGAUCCAUCUUCUUACAUGGCUCAGUUGUACCAAAUGCAGCAUCCUUAUGUUCACAGUUUUCCUAGUGCACCCAACUUUUCUUCAGCAACUCCGAAUGUGCCUGAUUGCUUAGCCUCUGGAGAGAAUUCUUCCCAUAGAGGAAAUAUCAGACCACCUGCAAAACUUUCUCAGAAGCACCAACAACUUUGGGAAGCUCAGACAGCGGAGAAUGUCCAGCUUUGGAGUGUGAUAAAUAAAUUGAGAGCUGAAGUUUCUGAUUACAAGGAUCAGCUGAAUAAAGUAGAAGAAGAAGUCUCCUCAUUCAAACAGAAAGCAGAAGAGCCCACUAAACAAGUUAUUGGGACAAUACCUGCAGGAGCAACUCAACCUUUAAGAAAGAGAGGGAGGCCUAAACGACCAAUGGCCUCGGCGGAUGCAUUAUACGAGUCUCACCUCCAUGUUGGUGGUAAAAAGCCUGAGAUAUAUAACUCUCUGUCUCGGAAUAAAUCACCCUUUGAAAAAGUUAAAUCACCCAUCUUUGAAAAAGUUAUUCUUAAAAAGGUGGAAAAUACAGAAAUAACUACUCGUCCCACUAAUACAAUGGCACAGCAGGAAAACAAUGUAAACUUCUUAAGGGUUGUUAAAGAUGUGAGCUGCAACACCCAGAUCAAUCAGAUUAACCCAAUUAAGUCUGCAUGCCAAGGUCAUUUUCAUCAGGAAUAUCAGGGAGUCCAACCAUGUGGAAGUGGAGUAAAUAUUAAUUUUGGAAAGGAUAAAGACUUGAAACUUGCCUACUCUGAACGAUCAGAACCACAUAAAGUGUUGAACAAUGCCAUGGGUGUUUCAGUUAAUAAAUAUAUUGGAAAUACAGGAAAUGGGAGUAUUGGGUUGAGUUCUGGUAGACACUCGCUAGACCCUGCAAAGGAUGUAUUAGAGGUUGCCCGUCAGAGUUUAUUCCACAAUGGCAUAUUCAUCCAACCAGGAGGAAACGUACCUCCUGGAUGGAGUUUGAGUUGUUUGAGUCUUGCAAAUGAGAAGGAAGCUACAGAAGAUAUGGACGGAUCAGCUAAAGAUGAAAAUGAAGUAAUGGGGGAUAACACUAGCUCCGCUGCUCAAGAAAUUGGUGCAACAAAAGACCUAGGUGAUUGGUUGCGCCAUGAAUAA
Molecule: messenger RNA, 1647 nt
Organism: Sphenostylis stenocarpa
Lineage: Eukaryota; Viridiplantae; Streptophyta; Magnoliopsida; Fabales; Fabaceae
Source: the annotation of a GenBank genome assembly